UCGAAGCACAGAGUUAGGGUGGGGAUCUAAGAAGGGAGCUCUUGGGUUUACACUUGUUCAGAGUAACUCAUUUCUCAUUUCUUUUUGCCAUUUCUGCAUUAAAUGUUUUCCUCUUGGAUUGCUUAGCAUUUGACUAGAUGGUAUGGAGUCCUAAUGAAGAAGUGCUCAUGAGAUGGCUCAUCCAGGAAAAGAGCCAGCGGCCAUCCUUGACAGUUUCAAUCCUUUGACCCACUUGACUGAAGAAGAGACUGACUCCUUUUGCAAGUUGUCCACAGGUCUGUGAAGAAUUGUGCUGGUAUUUUGAUGGAGAUUGCAUGGAAUCUGUAGAUUGCUUUUGCACAGUUAACAUGACCUCCACGAGACAUGAAGGCACAGGCACUACUGUAUUUCUUCUUUGCUGUCGCACUGUACCCUUGUGGAUCUCACGACUUAUUCUUCCCAGUCCCCUUCAGUCACCUUGUGAGUAAUAAUGAGCAACUCAUUCUUGGAAGAUAUGAUGAAGAUGUAAUUCUCCCUUGCCCAUUUACAAGUGGGGCUGACAUUGUAAUUCACUGGAGAAACCAGAAUAAUUAUGUUCACAGUUACUUUGGUGGCAAGGACCAUUUGGAAGCCCAGUAUUUUAGAUAUGAAAACAGGACAUCCCUCUUUCAUGGUGAAAUUCACAAUGGGAACGCCUCUCUAACUAUCAGAAGAUUGAGCCUUCUGGAUGAAGGAAUUUAUAGCUGCUAUGUGGGAACAAAAAAUGAACGUACUGACCAAAGAGUGGUGCUAAAAGUGGGAGCUUUCCACACACCUUUAAUGAAAUAUGAACAAAGGAACACAGAGAGCUUUCUGGAAUGCAGUAUCCUGAGUAUUUAUCCUCAUGCACAUAUCACAUGGAAAAUGGAUAAUGCAGAUGUCUCUGAAAGCAAUUCAGAAGAAAAUAGUACUCUGGGUCCUUUUUAUAUUAAAAGCACACUGAAUAUUACAGGAUCAAAUUCAUCCUUUGAGUGUGCUAUUGGAAAUUCACUUCUCAAUCAAACAUGGAGAGGAGAGUGGACGUUGGCAGGUAGUCAUUGGAUGAAUCAAAGUGAGUCCAUUUCACUCUGGUGUACAGUCAGCCGCAAUUUUUCUCUACAAAAUGAAGACUUCCAUGUUACUUGGUCCAGAGUAGAAAAUGGGAUAUAUUCUGUCUUGGAUUGGCAUCUGAACUAUUCACAGGACACCACCACUAAUGACCCUCAAUUCUCACGGAAGAAAGAGCUAAGAAAUCACAGUGGCUUCCCCAUAACAUUGAAACAUCUUCGUGCUUCAGACAGUGGGGAAUACUUGUGUAAUGUUUCUUCAACUGAGUAUACAUUACUCACAGUGCACAGGCUGCAUGUAGCACAGAGUCAAGGAAGAGUUUCACGGCACAAAUAUUUUAUAGUUCCGUCAGUAGCUUUGUUUCUGGUGGUGCUACCAGUAUGGUACUGUAAAGUGAGAAGAGACUCCAGUGACUCUGAAGGGACCAGAAGAUCCACAUAUUCUGCCAAUGGAGACCAAUGCAUCCCAGAUCCCACACCAGAGAAAGAAGUGCAUUGUGGUUCUGAUGAUGUAAUGGAGUACAAUUCAGAAAUGUGCCGUGUCUCUGUUGAUGAAAGUGUUAAUAAUGGCAAUAACUCCAAUGGAAAUGAUGUAAGGCAUAUCAUUUCUUCAUAGACCCAUUCUCAAUGGAAAGAUAAAGCAAAAGAAGGAAAAACAGGAGGAAGACACAGAUGUGGAACUGAAGCCUAAAAGCAAUCCCAGCAUUCAUGUGGUAGACACAACCUGAGUUGUCUAGCAAGAUGUUGUCUCAAAAACAAUACAAAACCAUCUCUACCACAAACAAAUAAGGAAGUGAAUUUUUUUACUAGCUUUGAUAUCAUUAUACAAGUCUUAGGGCUGGGGAGAGGCAAGAGGAAUUGCAGGAUAAUAUGGUGGGAAGAAAUACAAGUAGGCUUUUCUCAAUGAAUGAGAUCUUCCUAUUUAAAUAGCUCUUCUUGGUCUCCUGUUCUUAUUUGCAAACAUAUCCAGUGGCACUGUGCAUCUAGACACUCAUCAGAGUAUGCUCAGUGUAGUUGUUCUUCUGAUAGAUGUGGGGUUGAGCUAAAAUGAGAAGGAACAGACUUGUAUAAAAAUGGAUGCAAGUAGACCACAGUUUUCACUCAGAUCCAGAUGUCUGGCUGUCUAUCCAUACUUUCCAGAUAUUUCUAGGUCCCCAGGUGACUAACACUUCAGGCACAAUGCAUAGUUUGAUUCAUUUUGCUGCAUCAGUUUUUACAGUUUUACAUCAUCCCCUAAUCUGAAUAUAAAUAAGGGGUAGAAACUUCAAAACUCAGGAGCAUCUAAAAGAUUAAAAUUGACUGACAUGA
Mesocricetus auratus (golden hamster) is the source of this 2372-nucleotide messenger RNA. It is a transcript of the gene Hhla2, whose product is annotated as HERV-H LTR-associating 2. The coding region runs from base 364 to 1680 and encodes 438 amino acids. Lineage: Eukaryota; Metazoa; Chordata; Mammalia; Rodentia; Cricetidae. The transcript is spliced from 10 exons. The record is from RefSeq and is a predicted model, not a curated record.